UGGAUCACUGCACACAUAACUGCAAUGAUGAAGAUCAUUCUCGAAGUUGUGUCCGUGUUUGUCCUGUUCUGGGCGACAGAGGGCGCCCUGUCGAGGCAGGACGUUCGACAGGCAGUAGAAGAGAAGCGCGAAGAACAACUGGAGACCCUGCUAGAACGAGUCAUGGAGCGCAUUGGCGAGGAAGAUAAUCAAGAUGACCCAGCAAUGGAAGAGAAGGCAUUAGCGACUGAUAACGUUGCCUUGCCUAUAGAGCCUGUGGACCCUGAUGUGACUGUUGAUGAUAAAGUGGCACCAGUGCUACCAGUGGCAAAAGGCUGCUGCAACCUCGCAUCAACAACGGUGUCACUCGGUAAUGGGCGAACCGGAGUGUCGCACGCUUUAGGCGGGGUGGGACAGGUCGUUGUGGCGCCACCUAACAUCAGUCCCGUAGUACCUUGCAGUCUAAGGGCGCUUCUGAAAGUAACCUUUGACAAGCUGCCACCUUGCAUUAGCGGCUGUUUGAACUAUCCUCUUUGUGGAAAAAGCAUGCUGCGAGUUGACCUUACACUCAGCCCAACCAGCCGCUCGGGUUGGUUGUUCGACAUUGGAGACAGUGUCAGCAAUGACGGACACAGUGGAGACGGUAAUCAUCAAACAAACGAUGCUGAAGUUGAUGCUCCCUACCCGAAUGUCAACGUUCAGCCGAGCGACAAGUGCCUCAACACCAACCCACCUACACCUAGACCCCUUACCACCUAUGCAAAUGCCGUGCAACUGGGUUCCGUCAAUCGCGUCACCCUUUUCAUUAGCAACGAGCACGUGCGCAUCACCAACGACCAAGGCCUCAACCGGAUACUGUGUCACAAAUGCCUGUUCGCCCUGAAUGGUUCGGCUGAUCCGAGCAGCGGGGGUGUCAACCAGGACAUCUACAUCGCCCUUAACAGGGUCAUCACGGGCCGAGUGGACCGCAAUGGGGUCGGCGUCUGUUCCGCUAGACUCAGCUGGGUGUGUCCUGAGAAUUACAACUGAUUCAAGUCAUUAAAGCGGCAAUUUUUAAUCUCUUAAGUUAUAUGUCAAUGUUUGUCGUUCCACGCAGCACUUAAAACAUCAUUUUGAUCCA
Molecule: messenger RNA, 1099 nt
Organism: Dreissena polymorpha
Lineage: Eukaryota; Metazoa; Mollusca; Bivalvia; Myida; Dreissenidae
Exons: 4
Coding region: 25-1008 (327 amino acids)
Source: RefSeq, a predicted model, not a curated record